This is a messenger RNA of Rhizophagus irregularis DAOM 181602=DAOM 197198, 1812 nucleotides long. RefSeq lists its product as uncharacterized. The record is from RefSeq and is a predicted model, not a curated record. NCBI's taxonomy places the organism in Eukaryota, Fungi, Glomeromycota, Glomeromycetes, Glomerales, Glomeraceae.
AAAAAAAAAAAAAAAAAAAAAAAAAAGAACGAUUUUUUUUUAAUAAAAGAUGACCAUAUUAAACAGAGAUGUUCUCUACUUGAUAAUUGAAGAAUUACGAAAUGACAAAAAUACAUUGAUUUCAUGUCUAUCAGUUGAUAAAACUUUUUGUGAAAUAAUUGUUCCAAUUUUAUGGAAAAAUCCCUGGAAAAUUUUAAAAUUAGAAAAGAAGUAUAAGAAAUUAUUAUUAAAUGUAAUAAUUUCCCAUUUUUCUGAUGAAACGAAAAAUUAUUUAAGUCAAAGUGAUUCAUUAAUAUACUUAUAUAAAAAAAAACCUUUGUUCAAUUAUAUUAGUUUUUGUAAACAUUUAAAUUUUGAAAUAAUCCGAUUUAUGAUUAAUUCAUUUAAAGAAAGAUCUAAAACUACUUUAAUUUUAAAUGAAAUGUUAAAACUUUUUAAUAAUGAAGAUCUAAAAUUUUCACACCUUUAUAUACCCAAAUUUUUUGAUUAUCAAAUCAAUUUUACUGAAAAUUGUUGUUCAGGAAUUAAAUAUUUUAGUUGUAGUACUGAUAUAAAGGAUAAUAUUUUAUUUGAAUUAGUGGAGAAUUGUAAAUCAAUUGAAGAAUUAGAAAUUCGUUUUGGUGGUCAUAAAUAUAAUAAUGGAAUUGGUAGAUUAAUCGAGGCUCAAAAAAACUUGUUUAGCUUUAGUUUAAUAGAUCAUAAUUAUCAUCGUGAUUUAUCGUUUGAUGAAAUUAUUGAAAAUGCAUUAAUUAAACAUUCAAAUAACAUAUAUUAUUAUAAGAUAACUACAUCACCUACAAAAGUUCUUUCAUCUUUUGUAAAUUUAAAAAUAUUGGAAUUUGAUGAUAAUAGAGAAUUGGAUUUCUUAUGGAAUUAUUCUUUACCUCAUUUACAAAUUUUAAGAGUUAAAUCUUUUUCAGAGAAAGGAUUAGCAGAUUUAAUUAAAAGUACUUGUGGAUCUCUUAUUGAAAUAAAAAUUGAUUAUUGUGACUAUUAUGAUUGUACAGAUAUCAUUCAAGCUAUUUAUCAAAAUUGUCCAAAACUCAAAUAUCUUAAAUUAAGAAUAGGAGAUUGGGAUAUUUUUGAAUUUGAAAAAAUAUUAAUUAAUUGUCAAUAUUUAGAUACAUUAUUUAUUAUUAUUGAUAAUCUUUAUUAUUGGAAUUUUUUAUUUGAUGUAUUAACAAAAUCAUCACCUAUUGGUUUAUUUAAAUUUAAAUUCAACCUUAUAUUUGAUUCAUUUUAUAUACCUUUAAAACCAUUUUUUGAUAAUUGGGUAGGCAGGUGUCCUAUAUUAUUAAGUUUUGAUAUGACAACAGCAGAACAUAUGGAAGAUUUAUUAAAGGAAUAUGAAGAUAAAGGAAUAAUUGAAAAUUAUAGUAAUUUGUGUGAUGAUGAUGAUGGUUUUGAAUUGGGAAAAGUAAAGAUGAUGAUAUGAUUAAAUGAUUUUUUUUUUUAUUUGUUUAUAGUGGUUGUUUAUAGUGGUUGAUAUUAUUUUUUGAGAUAUUAUUGUGAUGGAGACUUUUAUUUUUUAUUUUGGUACAAUAAAUUUACAAAUACAUUAACUAUUGCAAAAAUGUUUUUUGGACCUUAUACAUAAUUAAAUAUAUACUGUACAUGUUCUAUAUAUAUCACUAUACGGCAUAAGCUGUCUUCACCUUAAAGUUACCAAAAUUGAAGUAUUAUUUAAAUAGGGAGAUUCUUUAAUUUUCGUUAAAACCAAAUGUUUUCCUUCAUUUAAUAUCAUCAUUGCGGCGGAUGUAUGAAAUUUGGCAAAAACUCUACUGCGACCUCGGGAAUUAAAAUUGACUUACG